AUGGACAUAGCUGCAAAAAACGAGGUGAACUUUGAUGCUGCUGCUUCUAAAUAUGAAAGUCAAUUCAAAGAGGCUCUUCAAAUUAUUGGCAAAGAGGUUGGAGACCGUUACAAGUGGAUCUGCCCACAAUGGGGUGAUACUUCCAACAACAACAUGAAACAAUUUCGAAUGCUAGACUAUGCAUGUGGUGCAGGCUUCAUGACGCGAACAUUACUACCCCAUGUUUCGGAGGUUAUCGGAAUAGAUAUAUCUCAAAACAUGGUGGCAGAAUACAACAAAAACAUUGCUGCUUUGGGCUUUCCAGCAGAUAAGAUGUUUGCCAAGAAGGGGAAUCUAUUAUCAGACACCCCUUCUGAGGAAUUCUCAAGGCCAGAAUACUUCAACUUCGAUCUCAUCAUCAUUGGAUUUGCUCUUCAUCACUUUGAGGCUCCAGACCUCGCAUUAAAGAGAUUAGUCAAAAGGCUUGCAGCAGGUGGAAUUUUGGUUGUACUGGAUUUCACAGAGCACACACUGAAAAUUGAAGAUGGAAUCACUGCUUCCGGCUUUGGCCCUGGUCUAAGGCAUAAAUUUGAAGAGGCUGGAGUAGGGAAUGGGUUUGAUUAUUUGUUACCAGAGAAAGGGGUCAUGCACGGAAAGCCUCCCAAGGAGAUGCGUUAUUUUAUUGCUCGAGGGGAACGGACCAAGAUUGACAUACUAAAGAGCUAG
This is a messenger RNA of Microsporum canis CBS 113480, 705 nucleotides long. RefSeq lists its product as hypothetical. NCBI's taxonomy places the organism in Eukaryota, Fungi, Ascomycota, Eurotiomycetes, Onygenales, Arthrodermataceae. The transcript is spliced from 3 exons. The record is from RefSeq and is a predicted model, not a curated record. Bases 1 to 705 code for a protein of 234 amino acids.